This is a messenger RNA of Rhizophagus irregularis DAOM 181602=DAOM 197198, 829 nucleotides long. RefSeq lists its product as uncharacterized. Lineage: Eukaryota; Fungi; Glomeromycota; Glomeromycetes; Glomerales; Glomeraceae. The record is from RefSeq and is a predicted model, not a curated record.
CAUAAUCUAUAUACAGUAGUUUUUUUUAACAAAAUUUUUUUCCUUUUGUCUUAUGAAUUUUUUUUUAAAAAAUACAAUAGAAGUUUUAUAAUACUUUUUUCAAAUUUUUCAAAGACCUCUAUCGAAAAAGUUCUCAUUUUGAAGAAAAAAUAUAUAUAUUCGAAUAUUUUUUUAGUAUUUCGAGAAAAACAAACAACAAACAAGAUACACUUAAAAAAACUUCUCAUUAUUAUUUUUUUUUUAUAAAAAAAAAAACAAAUUUUUAUUAAAAGCGAAAAUUUGAAAAAUUUCUUAUACAGAAAUAUAAUUCUUUUUUUAAAAAAAUUAAAAAAAAAUGGAACAGCAAUCAGUCACUUACUCUGCAAUCCAAAUUUUUAACUACCCCGGCCAAACUCAAAAAUGGGCAAACACUAAUGUUAUUUCUUCUAAUUAUAAAGAGGUAUGCAAACAACCUUGUGAAAAGAAAUUACGUGAAGAACGCGAACAAAAGGGACAAGAGAAACUCAGUAAAAGUUCUCUGCAUUCCAAACAACUAUCUCAGCAAUCUCAACGUGGAAGAAAUAACAAUGUUGCUAUGAUAAUAAAUAUUGGAAAAAUUACUUGUGUUAGAAAAGGAAACACUCCAAAGACUUUAAAAUGUUCUUUGUAUCAAAGAAAAGUUAUCAGCCCAUCGGCUUAUGUCAAUCGUAUCCUUCGUAAACGUAGAAAUCACCGACAGCUAAGACAUGUCAAUAAUUAUACAUUAUUGAAUCCUAUCAGGCAAUUAUCAAGACAAAACACAAACGAUCCAUUUGCGAACCAAAUUUUUAAUGGAUCCAAUUUCUUCUGA